Messenger RNA from Trichosurus vulpecula (common brushtail), 288 nucleotides. RefSeq names its product small ubiquitin-related modifier 2-like. Bases 1 to 288 code for a protein of 95 amino acids. The transcript has a single exon. Gene Ontology annotation, molecular function: protein tag activity; ubiquitin-like protein ligase binding. The record is from RefSeq and is a predicted model, not a curated record. NCBI's taxonomy places the organism in Eukaryota, Metazoa, Chordata, Mammalia, Diprotodontia, Phalangeridae. Gene Ontology annotation, cellular component: nucleus. Gene Ontology annotation, biological process: protein sumoylation.
AUGGCCAAGGAAGAGCCGAAGGAAGGAGCCAAGACUGAAAACAACGACCACAUUAAUUUGAAGGUGGCAGGGCAAGAUGAUUCGGUGGUGCAAUUUAAAAUUGAGAGGCACACACCACUUAGUAAACUAAUGAAAGCCUAUUGUGAACGACAGGGUUUGUCAAUGAGGCAGAUUAGAUUCCGAUUUGAUGGGCAACCAAUCAAUGAAAUAGACACACCUGCCCAGCUGGAAUUGGAGGAUGAGGAUGCAAUUGACGUAUUCCAGCAGCAGACAGGAGGCGCUUACUAA